This is a messenger RNA of Fusarium mangiferae, 1056 nucleotides long. RefSeq lists its product as uncharacterized. The coding region runs from base 1 to 1056 and encodes 351 amino acids. The record is from RefSeq and is a predicted model, not a curated record. Lineage: Eukaryota; Fungi; Ascomycota; Sordariomycetes; Hypocreales; Nectriaceae. The transcript is spliced from 3 exons.
AUGGCAACUACUCAAUCUACUGAGUUCCCGUCGCUCGACGAUGUUCGCUUGCCCUCAACACCAGAAGACAAAGAGCUUCUCAAAGAGCUCAAGCUGGCUUGGGAUCAGCAUUCAGCUCAAUGGGAUAACGAUACCAAGCACGAGUUCGUCGAUCGCAUCCUCAAAGGAUACACAAAAGUCACAAAUACGAACCAGGCUCAACCAAGUGCCCAUCGACUCUGGAAAGCCGGCAACAUUACCUUCGCCGUAUGGAUAAUCUUACGGGUCACUUAUGACGAAGAAAAACUCUCAAAGCCCAGAGAAUGGCUUCGACACAAAUACAAGAACUUCGAUCCGCAGUCUUGGGCGAGCCCUGUGCCCAAGAAGACAGCAAAGCCUCCAGGGACCAAAGCCAGAAAUACAUUCUCCUCAAAGGAGAACCUUAGAUCACAUGCGAAGUCUCAGGAACCCAAGUCUCCGCAGUCGAUUGAGGCUAUGGAGAUCUGUGAAGAAGAGGCCGAUUAUGACAACAUUCACGGAGACGGUACUUAUACAGACAACGAUGACGGAGAUGAUCAAGAUGAAACAAAUCCCAAGCCAAUUACCCGAAGUAGGUUCAGGGCGGCCAACGUUCCUGAGCCAGUUCGAGACCUAUCCCGAAAGCGUGGAACUUCUAAUGCUUCUGUGAAUCUCCUCUGCACAAAAGUGCAGAAGACAGACUCUCCUAAAACUCCAUUAUCGGCUGACACCGACCAUCCACUUGAGCCUUCCGGUCCCUCAACGGCACCCACAGUCGACAACCAGGCCCGGGCUCGUCCUCUCGAGUGGAAAGCUAAGCUCCAGGACCUUAGGGUUUAUGGGCGUGGCCUGAAUCAAAAUCGACAUGUACUCAACCGCCCGGUGUUUACUGGUGGCCAGGCCUCUUUACCGCCUAAUCCGACAGACGUUUCGUUCAUGCAGGAGUCUUAUGAUCCAAAUGGCUUCCGAAGAAGUCAAGAACCAAGUUUGCGCUCAAGUGCCCCUGCUCUUUCUCUCGAGAAGAGGGCAAAUGAUCAGAUUUUUUUCAGGAGAUCCUAG